Molecule: messenger RNA, 2390 nt
Organism: Syngnathus acus (greater pipefish)
Lineage: Eukaryota; Metazoa; Chordata; Actinopteri; Syngnathiformes; Syngnathidae
Gene: tmem125b
Product: transmembrane protein 125b
Exons: 1
Coding region: 1160-1858 (232 amino acids)
Source: RefSeq, a predicted model, not a curated record
CCAUAACUUUAUUGGCUGUGAGUGCAGGCAGGCAUGUUGCGCUUGACAUGGGGAUUAGUUGCCUGCCAUUGAGCAUUUCUCCAUUCCAUUCAGCCAUUCUGCUGCGUUGCGGCCUACAUUUGAAAGACUACAAGCCACUUGACCUUGUAAGUAGUGCCAUGUGCACCCACUUCAUUGUGCAAGGAAAAGCAAUGGGGCUGCAGUUUCAACGUGAAAAAAGCAACACGGGUUUGGUUUUUUCCUUUCCUUUGUAUCACCUUCACAUCAUUUCACAAGCGCACGACGGGGAUAGAAAAUGGCUACACCUUCUGAUCCGUCCUUAUCUGCUCACAGCGGUUUGCUGUGCUGAGAAAUUGAAUUGGGCCAGCUCAGCAGGCGGGCCCCGGACGGAGAACCCGAGUAGCAAAUGUGGCUUCCUGCUUGGUGCUGCUCUGCUUCUCUCUGCUGGUUGCAAGUGCAAACUACAAUCGGCCCUCUUUGGCUCCUGGACUGGAUUUAGUUGCGUGACGUCACCACUGUCCUUUUGAGAAGUAUCCAUGCCGUGUGACUGUGACGCCAUCCUUUGGAUCACAGAAGCGCUAUUAUUGUGACCCGCUGACAUCAUUCAGCCACCUUGGGCAGCCCGGAGUCAUCGUUCUGCUCUUGUGUGGAGUCAUUGUGCAGCUCAUCUUCAAACUCAAAGUGUUUAUGAGCUCUUUUCUUCCCUCCACGUGGUCUGCCUGGCACCGGGUGGGAGAAUGCGACGAGAGGGCGGCGACUCAUCGGCCUCUGAUGGCAGGAUGACGGAGGCUCCCGCCCGCCUCUGUGUCACCGUGACCUCUUCUCGGCUGGCCAAACCUGCUCGGGGAUCAACGGGAGAAACACGAGCAUGUCGGCAAAUAUUGCAGGACGGACGGUGACGCGUGUGUGGCCUUCAUCUAUGUGAGUGUCAUCUGUGCCCAUGUUAAAGAUGUUUCCGUUUUGGAUUCCCUCAACAACAAUCUUUGUGCAAUUGUGCAACCUGCUGGAGUUUGUCCAAGCCUUUGUCGGCUUGCUUUGGUUUUACUGCUGCAAAGACUCGAGAUACGUCCAACACCUAUUUUGAGUUUCAAUGGAAGCGAAUCGAUUCGGAUUCAAGAUGGGAUGCACAGUUGUUUGACUCUGAACUGACUCUGCGUCCAUGGCCGGAACGCAGGCGCUCUGGCAGCCCCGUGGGACUUUUGGUCAGCCUCCACCGAGCCUCUACAGUGCGGAUCGACUCCAAGGGCGCUCCCUGGAAGAGCAGAUUGAGCUGCGGUGGUUCCGAGAGCCGCGUCGCUCCCUUCUGUGUUACUGCGCUUCGGUCGCCCUGAUAUUAAUUUUGGGCCUGGGCGGCGUGGGCUUCCUCUGGGCCGCCGGCCCGGACGUGUCCGGCGAGUGGCGUCUCGGGGUGGGUGCAGCGCUGUGCCUCCUUUCCCUGGUGCUUCUGCUCAAGCAGCUUGUCAGCUCCGCCGUCCAGGACAUGAACUGCAUCCACAGCCGGCGGCGAAUCGACCAGCUGAAGAGUGGCGGACGGGCCGACCCGGCGCUCAUCCUGAUUGUGGGUCUGGCCGUGACGCUGUGUGGGACCAUUUUACUGUGCGCGGCCGCAAUCGGGGGCCGAGGCGACGACGCGGGCGGCGGAAUGUUGCUCUCCGGACUGGCGCUGGUGGCCGCUGGACUCGGCACGAUUAUGGCUCUGGCGGGAUACGCUGCGCUGGUCUACCUGAAGAGAAGAAGGGAGCGUGCCAGGAGGAGGAGGGCGAUGGACGCGAGGGGCCCGGGAGGGAGGGGGGUCCGUCCGUCGUGUCUUGCGUGUCUCAGGAUGAAUCAGGCCUCCAGCAGAACCAGCCUGAUAUGAGACGCUCCAAGCAAGCAAGCAUCACUCGGUCUGGCUGGCGAGAAGCGAAAGCUGCGAUAUACAAAGUCCUUCUAACGUUGGCUUUUCUACUUCCCGUCGGCAAAUUGUCGCAUUCUGUUUUGCUUUUGCAGAAGGAAAACAACGGGACGUUAACAAAGCGCAAAAGCAAGCGACGUUAUUCAUUAACACUUGUCGCCUUGUGGGCACGGCACGGUGAAGAAAGGCUGACGUUGAGCUAACCUUUGCCCACUCCCAGAAGGCAAAACGGGAGAGCCGGAAAAGCAAGCGCCCAAAGUAGCGCCGCUUAACAAGCCAAAGUAGCAACUUUGAAAAUAGCGUGUCGACUCGGUAAGUUUUGGCUCAUCGCUUUGGAUUGUUACUCUGUGUGUGGGGUGCGGACAAAAACAUUUCCUUGCAGAUAACCUUGGUGACAUUUAACGUUUUGAUAGGUUUCCUCUUUGAACAGUUUGCUGGUUUUGACGUUAAACCGACUCAUUUUCCCAUUAAACUGACUGAGAGCAAUGUAUUUGUA